This is a messenger RNA of Alternaria incomplexa, 630 nucleotides long. RefSeq lists its product as uncharacterized. Lineage: Eukaryota; Fungi; Ascomycota; Dothideomycetes; Pleosporales; Pleosporaceae. The transcript has a single exon. The record is from RefSeq and is a predicted model, not a curated record. Bases 1 to 630 code for a protein of 209 amino acids.
AUGGCUUCCCUCCAAGACCUCGCGAACCCGCCCACCGAUGCCGAAACACUCGAACUCUUCACGCCCAGCACAGAAGCCAUUGCCGAGAUAGAACGAAGCAUAUUCGACCAUCCCCUCACGAAGUCGUUAUUGGAAGACCCCAAAUACAUUGCGUCAAGGCCGCAUCUCAAGAUACCAGAGGGACUGAGAGCGCAGAACCUGACGGGAGGCACACUCCUCGGCCCCGACAAAAUCGCCGUUCCCCCAAUCCAAUUCAGCACAGCCGACGGCUCUGAAUUCGUAUCACUGCAGUACUUGGGAGAAGCGCUGUGCGGCCACCCUGGAAUCGUCCACGGCGGCCUACUAGCCACACUCCUCGACGAAGGACUAGCACGAUGCUGUUUCCCCGCUUUGCCAAAUAAAGUGGGUGUAACGGCGAGUUUGAAGAUCGAUUACAAGGCGCCGUGUAUGGCGGGGCAGAUUGUGGUUCUACGGGCGGAAACGACAAAGGUUGAGGGCAGGAAGGCGUGGGUUAAGGGACGGUUGAUGACGCUGGGGAGUGAGGAGAAGGAGGGUGUUGUGCUUACGGAGGCGGAGGCGCUGUUUAUUGAGCCGAGGCAGGCGGCGCAGAUGAAGAGGGUUGUUAAUUAG